AUGUCGGCUGAGGAAGCAGAAGAGGGUGAGCAGUCGGGGACGGACAGCCAUGUUUGGGUUGGACUUCUGAGCCAGGAUGUUGCUGAUACGGUAACCUUUAGUGGUUCUGCCGACUCUUGCGACAUCGUCUUCCUUGGCCCCGAAGGCCAGCCUAUCCUUCCUUAUGCCACUGGGUUGGUUCAAGCGGCGGAUGCUCAGUUCAACUUCGUUUCCGCUCAGUCCGGGGCCGACCGUGUCGAGACUCGCCUCCGAGCCAUUGAAGAUUCGUUGGCUCGCCUUUCGCUUUUCAUGGAAGGUGGAGCUGCACCUGCACAGGCAGCUCAGGCCAAGGUCAAGGCAGGGCGUCAGGGCCAGGAUCUAGGUUCGCGGCCCAAGGCUAAGGCCAAGCAUCCCGAAAGAUCCGUCCCAGGCACGCCGCGGCCUACGGGGGCUGCCAGGGAUCUCCCAGGUCUUGAUCCCGCAGUGCUGAAGUCAGCUCUGGAUUCGGGCAUAGGCAAGAAGGAGUUAGCGGAGAUCCAAGGUGUGAUUCUGCAGCAGAGGCCGCGCAUGAGUGACUUCGGCCCCGUCAAAGGAGCAGGCGCUGCGGCUGACAGCCUCGCCCCGCCUGGUGGGGAGUCGCCUCGGAGCUCUCUGGGGGAAGAAGCCCAUUCGGUUGAUGGAGCGGGUCCUGCUCAUCUGGAGGCUGCGGUUGUUGCUCUGACAAAGAUCGUAGGCGAGCUCGCCAAGGGAAAGCGGGGCGCUGGUGACAAGCAAGGUGGUCUUGAGGCGGCUUUGGACAGAGCCGAGGGCAUUGGGAGCGGGUCUUCGGAGUUUCCGGGUUCUACGGGUAGCCGCUCUAAAACUGCAGCCUUCCGGCUUUUGCAGAAUGCCGUGAAGAAUGAGCCUGAGACGAUCUACGGCUCUAUUGAGCGCCUCCUCUCCGAAGACCUCCUUCACUCGCGGGAAGGCACCGAUCUUGCAUCCAGCCAUGUGGUGGACACGUACCACACGCGCCUGCUUGACCCACGGUGGGCUGAGCUCUGCCUGCGCCGAGUACCGGCCGACAAGGGCGACAAGGGUGGAGGCAGAGGAGGCAAGGGAGACAAAGGAGAGAAAGGGUCUUUCUACUUCGCGCCCACACUCAGCUCCGUAGCUGCUCCGGGUCGUGGUUGGGCUCGCGUUUCCGAGGUUCUUCAGCUUUGGGAUGGGCUCGCCCCUGUCACUGCGGAAAGUAUGGGCCGGACGGCUACUAAGGUGGAGAAGGUGGAAGCUCAGAUUGCUGCACUUUUCGAGGCCGACCUCGCGUCUUCGUGUGCAGCGAUGCCGGGCAUGCACCUUGCUAAGGAUGUGGAGGUGGAGCGCCUCAGCAUUCCUUCUUCUCCUCCUCUGUUCGACCCCUGCCCUCUGUUGGACAAAACUCUGCGGGAGCUUUUCUUGCAUGCCUCGCGCUACGUGAUCCGGGUUGAGGAAGCCUCCGAGGUGCCUCCGAGGGUGACGUUCCGCGCGCCUACAAAACGUGCCCGUUUGGACUUUUUGGCGGCCCUGGACAAGUCUGGAGAAGAUGUUAGGGAUUAUUACCACCAGUUCCGUGUGAGCGACGACCGCUCAGCCUUGUAUCGCUUCGAAGGUGUUUUCAAGCCUGGGGACCUUGCUCAUUUGCCUUCCUUCCGUCGCGAGAUGUGGGGCUGGAGCGGGUUAGCCGUGGCUCUUGGCACCAUGGCCAUGGGCGAUAAAAACAGCGUGGCGCUGGGUCAAGCCAGCCAUGCAGGGCUUGUGUUGGACCGUUUGGGGCUUGGUGUUGAGCAUUUCCUUUGCAUAAGGGGCCGCGUUCCUCGAAGCCCGGUCAUGGUCGGUGUUCUCAUUGACGACUUAGUGCUCCUUGAGAAGGCCCUGCGAGGCGAUGCCUUCAACCCUGCAGACUGCCGCAGCCCCCGUUUGGUUGAAACCCUGCACGCUGCUUACUCGCAGGUUUUUCUCCCGCGGCACGAGAAGAAGGCUUUUCACUUGACUACUGAAGCCUCCUUCUGGGGAGCCGACCUCCUGGGUGAGCGAGGUUUGGUUCGGCCUUCCUGGACGCGGCUUGUGCCUUUGGUGAGUCUCUCCUUGGCUGUACUGGAGCUGCCGGCCGUGUCGGUCUCUCUCCUCGAGAUACUGGCCGGCUCUUGGGUCGCCGCGUUCUCUUUCAGGCGCCGUGCACUGUGUUUGCUCGAGGACGUGUACCGCUUGCAGCGCGGGCGGGGCCGCUCGGACUUGCUUGUGCCGCCUACUUCUUUUCGGGCCGAAGUUUUCCGCUGGUGCGCUCUGGCACCCCUCGUCCGAGUCCGAACGGACUUGCGCGCCCUUUCCUCCGGUUUUCUGGUCGCCAGUAAUGCUUCAGACAGCUUGGGAUCCUUUGUUUCCACCUCCGUCAGCCCGACCCUGACAAGGGAACUGCUUCGCCACGUUCCAGCGAAAGGCCUGUGGUCAAAGCUUCUAGCCCCGGUGGACGCCUACCUCCGCACACGAGGGCUGCUCGAGCCUACGGCGGAGUUGCCAGCUGAAGGGUACUCGACACAUCCGGUUUUCACGACGGUGGCUCGGUGCCUGCGAUUCCGCUCUCGCGCGGUUUUCAAGCGGAGGAGGCGAGAUCACAUUAACAUAAAAGAACUGGAUUCGUAUCUGUCCGCCGAAGAGGCCUAUGCACCAACGGUGUGGGAAAGCAGCCGCAGCCUUGGAAUGUUAGAUUCCCAAGUGUGCAUCGGCGCCCUGCUGAAGGGAGACAAUCCGGCCGACGACCCGACACGAUCGCGGCCUUUGCGCUCCCCUACCAUGAGUGAGCCUGCCUGGUUCCGAUUGGCCGAAGGAGGUCUCUGGGAUUUGGAGGCUAGCUUCUCGCAGCGUGACCGUGUAGCCCUUGACGACGGCGGUAGUUCCCUUACGAAGAAAGCUUCUGAGUGCCCGGGGAAGCUGCCGUUGCGACAGUUCCUUUGGCCGUCGGGGCAUCGUCCUCGGAAGGGUGCCUCUCUGCCUGGCCCUGGAUAUCUCAGCCUGUAUGCCGGGGACCGGGAAGAUGCUAAAGCUGCCGUUGGGUCGGGCUUCGCAUGGGCUUUGACCUUUGAUGCUGCCCAUGGCCCUGAUCAGGACCUUGGUUGCCCCGAGCUCCAGGAGAAGGUUCUGAGUCUCGUCGAGAGCGGUGCCUUCCUCGCUGUUGGCAUCGGCUUUAGCUGCCCUAGCUUUUCCACCGCGAUGCAACCUGCUUGGCGCAGUAGCGCGCAUCCCGAAGGUCUGCCUGACCUCGCGCCUCAUGCUGAGGCUAAGAUCGCCCACGGCAACCUGCACUGCUCGUUCGUCGUUCGUUUAGUGGGUUCCCUAGUGAGGUCGGGGAUUCCUUUCUGGCUUCUGGGACCUGAGACGAGUUGGCGUUGGAGGCAGAGAGGCUUUGAGGAUCUUUUGCGAGAUGGAGGCGAGCUGGGUUUCUGGACUAUCGACUAUUGCCGCUUUGUUGGCGGACGGUCACUGGAUCGCCGCUUGAGCUGGACCCAGGUUGCUUCUCGCCUCCCGCGAGCGCUUUGUGACAGGCUCGUGACUGCCCUCCUGAAGAAAUGCAACGCGGAGCGCGGGGGCAUCAGUGCUUGCGUUCGGGACCCGAGCCCUUGCGUUGGCCAAGCUGCCAAUCCGGGGCCGGCGCGGCUUACGAAGCCUCGUCGCGGCUCCCUUUUCGACGUCGAGCUCGUGGACCCGAGGACUAUAGCUCUGCGCACACGUGUGUGGGACCCCUUCAUUGGGUGGCUUCGCGAGAGGCUCUCCGAUGAAGCUGUCCUUGGGGUCUUCAGGUGCCCCACUCUUCUGGCUUUGGUCUUGAGGUCCUACUCCGACGAGCUCUACAAGGUGGGGGCUCCCCUGGGAAACUACCGACAGUUGCUGGCGCACGCGCAAAAGAUUGUGAUACUCAAAGCCAUGGUGGGGCUUGCCCUGGCUUUUGGGUGGCGCCGUUGGUCGGGCGUCACACUAGCUACUUUCUACUGUGUGGCCCGGCCGGGCGAGCUUCUGACAGCACGGCGACGACAGGUUCUGACACCUUCUGACAUGCUCGACGAGGCCCACCCGUGGUUGUAUGUCAAGAUCGACAAGCCAAAGAGUAGGCGGAAGGCUGCUCGAAUACAGCACACCAAGCUGCGGGAUCCGGGAGCUCUGGCGUUCCUCGUGGGCCUCUGGGGCAAACUGCCUCGAAACGAGCUGCUCUACCCCGGGAGUCCUUCAGUUUACAGACGACGUUGGGACAGGCUUUUGCAGCUUCUGGGAGUGCCAAAGGAGCUGAAGCUGACCCCGGGGUCCCUUCGCAGCGGUGGUGCCGUUACAGCCUUUCAGCAAGGCGUCUCAGUGAGCGAGCUGCUUUGGCGCAUGCGACUGCGAUCCCUCUCGACGCUGGAGUUCUACUUGCAAGAGACGGCGGCGAUGUCUGUGUUGCCGGAUCUGUCGACCCGUACGCGUCGGCGGCUCCUGGCAGCCGCCUCCAUCUAUGAUUCGAUCGUCGCCGAUCUCCUUACGCAAGCUUCCGAGCGCGCUUCGCGGCCCUAG
This is a messenger RNA of Symbiodinium sp. CCMP2592, 4536 nucleotides long. NCBI's taxonomy places the organism in Eukaryota, Dinophyceae, Suessiales, Symbiodiniaceae. The record is from the annotation of a GenBank genome assembly.